GUACUCGAUAUGCAGAGAAAGAAAUAUGACAGAAAGGAGACGGCUGCAGUAUUUUCUCUGUAUAGAAAUGUACCACGCAGUUACUGCUGGUUUUGAAUUUUGAGUGAAACCAAUCACAGAAAACUCAUAUAUGUAAUUUGAAGGAGAAGGCUUGUCCCUCCGGUUUUUUGUUUUGGUUUGUUUCUGUCCAGCCCAGUGCAAGCGCUCUGUCUGCAGGACCUCCUCUGUCAGUUUUUUUCUGACUUUCCUAUGAGAACGGGCUCCGGUCGUCACAAAGGAGCAGAGGGAGUUCAGAGGCAAAACAGCACUUGUCUCUUUUCUGAGGAACCAGAUGACCCUCCUCAGACUGAUAAUCUAAACAGCUAUCUAGCAAUGACUGGAUCUGUGGGAGUUUGAAAUAAAUCGGGAAGAUUUCUGGAGGAAAAGUGCAAACACAGCCGGCUUUAGGAGGACAAGGAGGAGGAGGAGGCCCCCUGGUCUGAAGAGGUCAUGAGUUUGGUGGACGUGAGGCAGACAGCGGGGUCUCUGACCCUGCCUCUGUCCAGCAGCGACCCCAAGGAGCGCUACAUGAGCUGCAUGGACGACGGCGAGUACCUGCGGGACAAAAUAUCGCCGGACCUGAGGCAGGAUUUCAACAUGAUGGAGCAGAAGAAAAGGGUCACCCAGAUUCUGCACAGUCCGGUGUUUAAAGAUGAGCUGGAAGGCCUGAUUCAGGACCAGCUAACCAAAGGCCACAGCCCUUCUGGUCUCCUAGCUCUGCGGCAAAUCGCUGACCUGAUCAUGGCCAGUACUGUUGGAGGGGCGGGUCCACUGACCUCACCUAUCAGCUAUGGGAUUGUGAGUCCUGUCAACGACUUGUUCGGCACCGAGUCCCCCUCUUUUGCCAAAGGGGAGAAGCAGAGUCGCUGCAAGCUUGCAAGCCUCUACAGACUUGUUGACCUCUUCAACUGGGCUCGUUUUACAAGCGCCUACAUUACUGUUCGAGUCAGCAAAGAGCAGGAUCACAUUCUAAUCAGUCCUCGAGGUCUGUCCUUCGCCGAGGUGACGGCAGCGAAUUUGGUGAAAGUGAACAUUGUCGGCGAAGUUGUGGACCAGGGCUCUACUGAACUGGGCAUUGACCAUUUUGGGUUUGCUCCACACGCUGCCAUUUACUCGAUGCGCCCGGAUGUAAGAUGCAUCAUUCAUAUCCACACCCCCGCUACAACUGCUGUGUCCUCGAUGAAAUGUGGAAUCCUGCCCAUUUCCCAGGAGGCUUUGCUUCUGGGAGAUGUGAGCUGUUAUGGUUACCAUGGCAGCUUGGAUAAUAAAGAGGAGAUGGUGGAGUUUCAAAAAGCUUUGGGCCCGACUUCCAAGGUGAUGAUGUUGAGUAACCACGGACUGCUGGCUUUAGGGGAGACAGUAGAAGAAGCGUUUCACUAUGUGUACCACUCACAGCUAGCCUGUGAAAUCCAGGUGCAUUCCCUGAGGUGUUCAGGCAACGCUGACAACCUUACGCUCCUGGACAGACAGAAGUUCAAGCCUCUGACUCAGGGAGUGGCCGCAGCAGGGGUGGUAAUCGACAACGAAGUGAAGUGGAAAGUGGGCGAGGCCGAGUUUGAGUCGCUGCUGAGGAUGCUGGAUAACCUGGGGUAUAGAACCGGCUACGCUUACCGCAACCCCGUCGUCCGGGAAAAGCCCCGCUCUAAGAACGACGUUGAAAUCCCAGCGACGGUGUCAGCCGUGCCGUCGGACGACAGCGAGCUGGGACUGCGCAGCCCCUUCAAGUUCAUGGCCCAGAAACAGCAGAGGGAGCGCACCCGCUGGCUCAAUUCGCCCAACAGCUACUUAAAGGUUAAUGUUCCCGAGCAGUCGCCCAGCGGGGACGUCAGCCCCAGGACUAAAACCAUGUGGAUGAAGUCUUCACAGCCGGGAAACAAUGCUGGAACACCCAUAAAAAUUGAGGAUCCCAACCAGUUUGUCCCACUCAACACCAACCCUAAUGAGGUUCUGGACAAGAGGAACCGGAUAAAAGAACAACACAGAGGUGAUCAGAUGACUGCAGGACCAAAAUCUCAGUUACUAGCAGGCAUUGUGGUGGACACCAUACCAGGCCCUGCCUUCAUCGUCGAAGAUGAAGAACAGACCCGUUCACUUCCCCCAAACCCCUUCAAUGAACUCUCAGAGAAAGUCCUGCAAGAGUACAAGAGCCUGGUGGAGAGAAAGCAGCUCGGCCAAGAUGAGGAGGAUGAUGCCACUGAUGCUGAUGAGAUGACCACGUUUGAUGGCUCCACCAUCUCCCUCUCCCUCUCCCCCCUAAUGACACCAGCCAAACAAGAUGCCAUCCCGAACGGGAAGGACCACUCAGCGGAGACGGACGAGGAUCUGAGCAUCGAGGUAUCCCAGCUGAGCGUGAGUACUUCAGAUACGGGGGAAAUCUCCAUAACAACCAAGGAGAAGAGCGGGGAGGCUCAGACUCCCGAGAGCCAGACCAAGUCCCCGAAGAAAAAGAAGAACAAGUUUCGCACACCUUCAUUCCUGAAGAAGAGCAAGAAGAAGAAGGAGGAGAAGGAGAAGGAAGAAGCUUGAGUUCCGCUGUCAUUUAAGCAACGGUUUUGAUGUUCGAAGAUCAAAUUGCCUUUAUUAAAUGUGUGUUGAAGGGA
Messenger RNA from Oryzias latipes (Japanese medaka), 2639 nucleotides. RefSeq names its product adducin 3 (gamma) b (gene add3b). Gene Ontology annotation, molecular function: actin filament binding. Gene Ontology annotation, cellular component: cytoskeleton; postsynaptic density; plasma membrane. The record is from RefSeq and is a predicted model, not a curated record. Lineage: Eukaryota; Metazoa; Chordata; Actinopteri; Beloniformes; Adrianichthyidae. Gene Ontology annotation, biological process: barbed-end actin filament capping.